Exophiala aquamarina CBS 119918 is the source of this 2115-nucleotide messenger RNA. RefSeq lists its product as uncharacterized. The transcript has a single exon. Gene Ontology annotation, cellular component: cytoplasm. The record is from RefSeq and is a predicted model, not a curated record. The coding region runs from base 1 to 2115 and encodes 704 amino acids. Gene Ontology annotation, molecular function: guanyl-nucleotide exchange factor activity; protein binding. NCBI's taxonomy places the organism in Eukaryota, Fungi, Ascomycota, Eurotiomycetes, Chaetothyriales, Herpotrichiellaceae.
AUGCAGCUCCUAGACCUCCCAGACGAUGUGAUGGUCAUUGUCCUCUCCAAUCUUGAACCUGAAGACUAUCUGGCAUUUUGUCGUACUCAAAAACCUGCUUAUAUAAGAUAUAGACAGGACUCUGCCUACUGGAGAUCGAACACGUCAGAAACUUUCCGUCUGCCAAUCAGCCCGCUCCUCGCAGCUGAUGGAGCGCGCUGGUACUGGUUGUACAAGCGACUUAAGACCCAGACUCAGCUCUAUACGUGGGGCCAAGGAACCAAGGGCAACUUGGGCCCGGGAAGGUCGUCGCCUGCGACUCUGAAUCUUCCUCAUAAUCCCGGGCGACCUCCCCCUCCUGUUCUACCCAUUAUACCACCAGUGCCUCACCCUUCGAGGCCCACUCCUCAUGUCGCCCCCAGUAUAAACAAUCGCCCUUCCCUGGGUACCCGAGUUCCCGUGAGGCCUCUACCGCGCGAGUUCUACAUGCGAACGAGCUCAGCCUGGCCCACUGAGGUUCAUGUUCCCGAUGAAGUUGGCGUCAUUGCUGAUCUUCAAUGUGGUGGCUGGUCUACCACGAUCCUGAGUUCCUCGGGCAAGCUCUACACGGUAGGUUCCAUCGAUUCACUAGAUGGCAUAAACCGUGGGAGGGCUGCUCAAUCCUUCGAGCAACUCGAGUAUCUCACUCAAAGUACAUCUGCUGUGCGCCAGUUUUCAUCCGGACGACGUCACAUUCUUGCCCUGACCGACGAUGGAGAAAUUGUUUCAUGGGACAGGGUCAACGCUAAAGGCCUCAAAGUGUUCUCCAAGAAUGGACGAGAUUUCGGCGGUAAACCUGUUAGAGUUGCGGCAGGCUGGAAUGAAAGCUCGACCUAUGUCCCUCAGGUAGGGAUAGUUUUUUGGACCCCAAUCCAAAACGACCACUCGUCUGUAGAACUUGACGGGAUUCAUGUUAAACAUCACGUUAUUCAGAACACAGCGCGAAGACAGUCUGAGACUGGCGUGUUUGAAGUUCUGAAGCACAUUGUGCUGGCAGAAUUCAUCCUCUACAUCACAAGCGAUUCCAAAUUGUUUGCCUGCUCGAUGAAUAUCAAUGAGCCAGAUCAACUCCAGCCUCCUCACCCGCCUUUUCAAGUCCCAGGAUACAGUGGAGAAGGACGCGAGCUCAAGGAUAUUCAUGGCCAAUUUCAGCGGUUCGGGGUCUUUACAGCGACCGGAGAGGUUCUUGCAGGUGAUGUCGACUAUCUAAAGAAAUGCUUCAAUGCAGUCCGUCAACAUCCUAAUCGCCUUCAACAACCAGAUGAUUGGACAGCCUUGACAGAAAUUCUUGCUGCCCGACCACGAGAUAUCCCGGCUCUCCAACAUACCAAUGUCAUUGCACUUGCCUACGGGGAUUAUCAUUAUCACGCCCUACAUGCCGAUGGAAGAAUUACUUCCUAUGGGAGAGAUUCUCAAUCUUGUGGCUCUCUAGGCCUAUCUCAACCUGAAUCCGGCGGUCGGUUUCGUGGACUACGUCGCGAACGACCAGAUAGGAGGAGCGAUGCGGACCUGCUUCCCAUCUCCAACAUCCGAGGCCGCCAAAUCUGGUUUGAGCCUGAGCGAAAAGACUGGUUGCACUGGCUUGAGGAGCAACUCGGUGAACCGCACCUAAAUGUUGAUGGUCGAUCAGCACGGACCCUUUUUGAUAACGAUCAAAACAAGCAGGCUGCUUUCAGCGAGUGGGUUGAACAGGAAGGCCGACAUUGGGAUGAAGGUCCACCACGAACGACCUCCUCAACAGAAGAGCCCAAGGACAGUAAAGCAGACCGUGUAGGAGACUAUGCUAACCUCGGUGUCUACUUCCCCAUCGCCAUCGCUGCUGCCGGAUGGCACAGCGGCGCUCUAGUACUCAAAGACGAUGAUAGAGCGCACGAGAUUCGAAGCAAGUGGGUAACGGCAAGGCGCAGAGAUGACGACGAUAAAGUCGCGAUGCCCGGCGCCUUUGAAAAGGUUGCAGCGGGUGAAGAAUAUGUGUGGAAAAGGGGUGGGUUUCCGAAAAUACGUCUCCCGGAUGGCUUCGAGAUGCCCGGUGAUGGCGAGCCCAGAACAUGGAGAGAUGGUCUGCCGACCAUGCAAGACUUGGGGCUUGCCGAAUAA